Molecule: messenger RNA, 8310 nt
Organism: Oncorhynchus gorbuscha (pink salmon)
Lineage: Eukaryota; Metazoa; Chordata; Actinopteri; Salmoniformes; Salmonidae
Product: protein ELYS-like
Exons: 36
Coding region: 273-7769 (2498 amino acids)
Molecular function (GO): protein binding
Source: RefSeq, a predicted model, not a curated record
AUGCGCAGUAGCUAGAUCUACAUGGAAAUGGCGCCUGCGUUGAACUCCAGCAAGCGGGCAGAUAACUCGUAGCUAGUGCAACUAAUUCAGUAGACACGGUUCUUCAUACUGAAACAUUUGUGGGUUUUCGACAGUUGUCCUAAAAAAAACAAAAGUGUUUAUAAGAAAAUCGGAUUAUUAUGACAGGGCCGAGGAAGAGUCCCAACGGAAAAUAUAUCACAUUUUAUUAGUUACUAACGUCGUUGGUAGUACGACGGUCAACAUCAGUGAACAUGCGUGACCUGGCUGCCCAGGUCACCAGCAGCCUGCUGCGUUUCCCAGGGGUGACUGUAGAUGCUCUGGGGGAGGAUGAGAUCACCCUGGACUCUGUGCUUCAUGGGAAGUUCACUGUUGGUCGUAGCGGGCUAGCUUGGCUCGCCUGUGGGCCCCAGCUGGAGGUGGUCCAUGCGGUGACGGGUGAGCGCCUGUCCGCCUACUGCUUCUGUGGCGACGGAGAGCACCCCCCCAGCGUGCUGGCAGCCAGGGACUUCUGCUGGCUGAAAAGGACCGGGCUGCUGGUGGGCCUUGAGGAGGCCCAGGGCAGCAUGCUCUGUCUCUAUGACCUGGGUAUCUCUCGAGUGGUCAAAGCUGUAGUCAUACCGGGCAGGAUCAGGGCCAUCGAGCCCCUGGUGAGCUAUGGCGGGGCCAGUGCCAGCACACAGCACCUCCACCAGAGCCUGCGCUGGUUCUUUGGUGUGGCAGCGGUGGUCACGGACCUGGGACAUGUCCUCCUAAUGGACCUGUGUCUGGAUGACCUCUCCUGCAGCCAGAGCGAGCUGGAGCCCUCAGAUCUGGAGGUUGUGAGUAAGUCCCUAGCUGAAAUCCCCCGGCUACGUGAGCAGGAGACGCGUCAGGGGAGACAUCUCUGUCUGCAGCUGAGCAGCCCCACGGGCACAGGGGCCACGGCUCUGCAGUACAUCCCCCGCACCAACCAGCUGGCCGUGGGCUUCUCCGACGGAUACCUGCAACUCUGGAACAUGAAGACGCUCAAGAAGGAGUAUCACUCCCAGCUGGAGGGUGGCAGGGUGCCAGUGUAUGCCUUCACAUUCCAGGAGCCAGAGAACGACCCCCGCAACUGCUGUUACCUGUGGGCCAUCCAGUCUGCCCAAGACCAUGAGGGAGACGUGGUCAGUCUGCACCUGCUCCAGCUGGCCUUCAGUGAGAGGAAGUGUUUGGCCUCAGGAAAGAUCCUCUAUGAGGGUCUGGAGUACUGUGAGGAACGGUACAGUCAGGAGCUGAGCAGCACAGCCUUCCCCUUGAGGGCUCAGGCCACCAACACCCGCCUGCUCAGCUGCCAGACCAUCGAGAAGUUCCGACACCACCCUGACAGAGACGACAGCAUGAACGAAGUUGCGUCUCCAGACACCAGCGUGUCCAUUUUCAGCUGGCAGGUGAAGGCCUACGGACAGGGCAACCCUUCCACUUACAUCGGCGUCUUUGACAUCAACAGAUGGUACCAUGCACAGAUGCCUGACUCUCUGAGAACGGGGGAGUCUCUGCGCAGCUGUCCCUACCUGGCCGUGUGGUCUCUGGAUUCGGUGGUGGAGAUGACGUCACCCUGCCCCCUGUUGGACGUCCUGGUGCACGAGCGCAGCCUGAGCCGCGGCCUGCCCUACACCUGCCCCCCGCCAGAACAGUUCUUCAAACCCACCACAUACAACUUCGAUGCAACCUGUUUGCUCAACACUGGUAUUGUGCACUUAACUUGCUCUGGGUAUCAGAAAGAGACUCUGAGCUUCUUGAAGAAGGCUGCUCCCUGCUCCAGUGAUGUCAUCUCAAAUGGCUACUCCCGCUGCCUGAUGUCCGGCCUGCUCUCCUCUCGCCUGGCUGACGUGCAGCCCUCCAGCCUCUCUCAGGAAGAGCAGUUGGACGCCAUCUUGUCUACAGCCAUAGAGACCAGCUCCUUGGGCCUGAUCACCAGCUGUAUCAAGCAGUGGACCGCUGAGGAGCAACCAGGCUCUGCGGUGAACCUGCGCUACAUUCUGGAGUGGGCCUGGGACAAGGUGGUUCACACCAAGGAGCAGCUGGAUGGCAUAUGUGCUCCCCUGUUUGACAGCUCAUCUAACUUCACGGACUCCCCGACCCUUCAGCUGCUGCAGCACAGCCAGAGGCUACUGGGGAACCUCAGCACCAUCUUCCACUGUCUGCUCAGAGAGGCACAGGAACUCACUCAGCGAGGUCUGCUGGGUCUCAUCAAUAAGAAUCUGGUGUCCAGCCUUAUCUCUCAGUACGCCCAGGUGGUCCUCUGGUUCUGUCGGACUGGACUCCUGCCCGAGGGCUCCGAUGAGGAUGCUGUGCAGAUCCCCCGGCCCUUCUACAGCUACUCUGUGAACCAGAACUACUACACCAUCCGCAGAGAGGAGCUGCAGCAGCUCUCCAAGGGGAAGUGGUGUGCAGACUGCCUGAUGAUUGAUGGCUUAGUCGCCCAAUGCGGUGAUCGCUUGGUUGACCUGUGGAAACGGGACGAGGGCGGGACGGGACAGUAUCCGCCACCUACGCUACACGGCCUGCUGGAUAUUUACCUCCUGGAGAACAUAGAUGAAUCUGCUAAGCACGCCAUCGUGAUCUACCUGUUGUUGGAUGUGAUGUAUUCCUUCCCCAACAAGAGCGGUGGGUCUGUGGAGUCCUUCCCCACUGCAUUCGCCAUCCCCAUCGGCCUGGUCAAACUGGUGCAGGGCUUCUGGCUGCUGGACCACCACGACCACCAGAACUCCCUAGAGAUGCUGCUGCACCCCACCACCUUCCCGUCCCUGUGGGGCUGGCAGCAUGAUCGCAUCCUGCAAGCUCUCAUGUGCCAGGGGAAACACGGGAUCGCCCUGCGCUACCUCCACGUUAUGAAGCCCCCCCUCUCUUCCACCUCUCAGGCCCAGCUCUGCCUGGCUGUGUUGCUACACAACAGGUGUCUGGUGGAGGCCUGGGCCAUGCUGAGGCAGCACUCCAACAGCCUGAACACGGAGGAGUUGUUAAGUUUCCUCUACCAGACCUGUCAGGAGCUUGGCCUCAUGAAGGAGCUGCUCAAACUGCCCCUGGGUCUGGCUGAACAAGAGUGCUUGGAGAGGUUCCUGCAGGGUACAGGGGGUCUCCAGAACAGAGAGCUACUGAUGAUGCACUAUCUGCAGCAGGCUAACUACGUCCCCGCCCUGCAGCUCAACCACACCCUCAAGAUGAACAUGGUGAACGAGAGGGAUCCCAAGCUGAAGGAGAGAACCAAAACCAGGAACUCAAUCCUGGACCAGUACGGGAAAGUUCUUCCUCGGGUCCAGAGGAAGCUGGCCAUGGAAAGAGCUAAGCCAUACCACCACCCCUCCACCAUCCUCAGAGAGGUGUCGCGGCCACAGCCGCUGUCGACCAUCGCCAAGCGGUCGGCCAAUGAGAACGUGCUGACCAGAGCGGCAUUCAUCAACAGUGUCCUGUCGAAGAUCGAGGAGGUGUGGGUGGGGAAGAACCCCACGCCCCAGUCCUCCCCACUCAAGAGCCCCAGGGCAGCGGAGGUACUCUUCCCCUCCCGGGAUCUGCCCGAGGCCUUCGUGGGCACGCCUAUCACCAUGGCCUCCAAGAGGAAGUCCAGGGUGUUGGACCUAGUGGUUCACCCCUCUCAGACCACUCCUCCAGAUGGGGCACGACCCCUGCUGACACCCCCUAGGGCAGCUAGCUCCUGGAACCUCCCCAAAAGCAUCAACAAGGCCCCUGAGCUCAGCCUGCUGCAGACCCCACAGGUGGUCAAGCGAGCGCGAGCCCUGGCAACGUCCGGUCCUUUGUUCUCGGCCUUCACCCCUCAGUCCAUCCUGAGGAGCAGCCUGCGCCCCACCCCCGUGGCCACCCCCUCUGCCUCUCCCGGGCGCUCUGUCACCCCCCCACUGUGCCCAAAGGAGAGCAGAAUCACCUUCAUCGAGGAGACCGCCUCGCAGUCAGAGAAAGGCACCCUCCACUGGAGCAACGGGAUUGCAACCGAGAAUGAGAUUAGCCUGCUGACCAGAGGCUCUCCACUGUCAAAGGCUGGACCUGAGGCCUGGACCUCACACUCUGCUGACUAUGAUGAGGAAGGGCAGGAAGAGGAGGUGAAGGUCACACAUGUGAAGUUCCUGCAACCACCGGUCCGCGAGCCCUCACCAGAGAGGGGAGAGUCUGAGAGCGGCUUCUCUGUCGUGGUAACUGCAUUGCCUAGCACGUUGCCAGGACGACUCAGCCUUGGUUUGGAGACGAGCCAGGCCUCUGUCCUUUCAAUGGACACCACACUGGAGUUCCAUGAUGCACCUCUGCCUGAAGACCUGGAGAUGGAGGCGCUUCAACAUCCAGCCAAUGAGGUCACAGAUGAGGAUGAUGAUGAAGUGGUGGUUAACCUCAAAACUCAAGCAGUACUGGAAGCCCCACUCUCAAAGGAGGAAGUGCAGCCUGCAGCAGCCAAUGAGCUGACUCUCCUCCUGUCACUGGAGGAAGGGCAGAACAAGGACCUGGAAGUAAAGGAAGAGGUCAGCAGAGAAGUGGAGCUGGACCAGGAUGUAGGGGAGAUGGAGGUCAGCCCUGAACAAGAGUCUAAGGCUGAAAAGGAAGUUGUAGUCCAACCAAGGGUCACACGGGCAGUAGAACCAACUCCUAACACAGUGGUGGUUGAGGAAUCUGAUCUUCACCAGGAAGUUAUUGAUAUGCCCAACCAUGAGCUUGAGGUGGAGACUGAGGAGGAGACUCCCAAAGAGGAUGAAUCUCAACCCACUGAACCAAUGAAACCUGUGGAUGCCACAGAACACACUGAUCUGGAUGAGUUUGUGGAGCGCCAUCUGUUUGGCAACGACCUGUCUCCUCCCCUGACCCGCUCGGGCAUCCACAAGGCUUCUGACAACUGGACAUCCUUCAACAGUGAGCCUGUGUGUGACGUGGUAAAGGAGGAGUCUACUCCUACAGCCGUCCCCCUGGCCCUCACCACCCAGAAGUCUCUGGUGUCCAUAGCCACCUCCGACCCCACGGGCACCGACUCCCAAUCUGUGGUGAGCCUGAAUGACAGUGAGGAACUGUCUAGUUCUGUGUUGGAGGAUGAUGAUGAUGAAGAUGAGUCAGAUGGUCCAGCUGAGCAGGACUCUGGCAGCGAGGUGGAGGUCAUCGAGGAGGUGCAGGGGAACGGGAGGCAGCAAGCCCCCUUGCCGCCCCCCUCUCUCUUCCUGGACCAUCUCCCGCAGCCACACCCCCAGUUCCUGCCUGCACUAUCGGAGCAGGAUGCAGCUGUGCUCUCAUUGGUCACCACAGAGGCAGACCUAAAGAUGGUGGAGGAUGACCUAGAGGGGGAGGUGAUGAUGGUGAGGCUGGGGGUAGGAGGAGACGAGGCAGAGGGGGUUUGCUACACAGAGCUGAAGCCCUCCACCACCCUGCUGGUUCCUCUGGAGCUGGUGGAGGGUCAUGCCCUGGCCGACGGCGCCCACCUGGGGCUCAUUGAGGUGGGGGAAGGUAGCCAACCAGAGGUAGCCACCUCUGGAGCCCACAGCAGCUUCUCUCUGAUUCUGGAGGAUGGGGAUGACGAUGCAGACACUGUACCACUAGAACCCAGUAAGCAUCUGACCACAGAGGAGGCAGGUGGCACGUCUGAGACGCCUGUGACCGACCCGGAGGUCAUCUGCCUGAGUACGGACAACCAGGACACCCCCCUGGCUGCAGCUGAGCCCCUGCAGGAGCAGAAGGCUGAGAUGGACACCCUGGAGGGGAUGGACACCCUGGAGGGGAUCAUGGAUAGCUGGAUGGAGGCAGAGACUGGUGGAACUGAGGCCAUGUCAAUGGAGAAUGUUCCUCUCGUCACGGACGUCCUGCCUGAAUCCUUUGAGGUUAAACCAGCCAGAUCAGCUGAAGAUGUUGACACAGACCAUGUAGAAGAGCCAGAUGAGAUCCCUGCUGACUCUGAACCAACCAAAGCAGAAGAGGCGUCACCAGUCCUGGAUGAGAAUGAGCAGCCGAACGGAGCGUUGGAGGAAACGGAAGAGAUGACCAUGGAAGAGGAGACUCUCUCGUGUGCUCGUCGAAAGGAGGAGAUGAAGGCAGACGUUGUUGAGCUAGAAGAAGAGCGAGAGGAGCCUGUCACUGUCCCUGCAGACCAGCCUCUGUCUCAGGUAGAAAGCAAUGACUCCAUCCAGUCAGAUAACCAUGAACCUGUCCAGGGAGAAGCCAUAAGUGAGUUGGCAGCCAUACUUGAAGAAGAAGCAGCUCAAACCGGAAAGCUCUCUAUAGCCAGUUUGGAGGAGAGGAAUCCGGACAAGACCUCCAACAGCCAGUCUAAGUCUGUGGAGGAAAUCUCAGUGGGGGUCAGGAAAGCCCCGUCCACUCCGACACGCAGGAUAACCAACCAGAGGAAGAUGGUGAAGUUUACCUCAGUGGAGGCGGAGAGGCCUGGGUCAGAGGACGAGAGGCCGGCGGGACAGACGGAGAUGGAGACAGACGCUCAGGUCCCAAUCACACCCAGACGGAGAACCAGGAGCUGCCGGCACGGCCAGGACUUCGGAGUUCCCGUCACACCUCGCCGAAGCGCUCGGAAAACUGAAUCCCAGCCAGAACCGGAGCCUUGGAGAGAGCAGGAGGAGAGGAAAAGGGAGGAAGAGGUCCCGGCGGCAACUGUGGUCCUCUCAAAGGACACCCCGACCAAGCGGCGCACUCCACAGAAGGCCACUCCGAGGACGGGAACCCGCCAUACCAGGAACACCCAGGUUGGGAGCAACAGAGAGCGAACAGCCAUGGAUGAAACAGCCAACCAGGUGUCAGUUCAGUCUGUUACACGCAGCGCUAGGAAGAGCACAACUGAAACCAAGACCCCAGCCGCCCAUACUCAGUCGGUGGUCCCUGAGGAGGAAGAGAAGGGGAAUGAUGAAAGGGCCAAACAGCCCAGCAGUCCAGGCAGGGUGACCCGCAAAUCGACCCGUGCGGGCGUGACCCUCUCCCUUUUCACAGAGGAAGUGGUUGCCCUGACCCCUCCCCGCAGCCGGAGGAAGACGAGGGUUGAAGGCACCGCUGAGAAGACGCCCUCCGCACUCGCCCUGGAUGACCCGCCCCUCAGCGUCUACCGUCGACCAACCAGGAGCCGCCUGUGGAACCACCAGGAGGAGGACCUUCCCCUGUUGGAGACGCCGCUGGAGGUGGUCUCCGGAACGCCGGUGGCCGACGCCCUCAUCCAGAGACUCCGUGACGAGGAGGUCAAGAGGGAAGUGGUUGAGGCCCCGGUCAUCACAGAGAUGGUGAGAGUCAAGAGGAGAGUCACCAAGUCGUUGGGUCAGCGGUCGCCCUCUCCACUCCCGAUGGGAGACAUCAUGGUGCCCGAGGCCGACCAGGGAAGCCCCGUCAGGGACUCGUUCAUCUACUCACCACCUCGAAGGAGAACCAGAGGUAGGAGAGUAGAGUCUGCCGGUCAGAAUGACUUGUCUGCGCCUCCUGUUACUCGUACCAGGCGACCGGCGGACACCACUGCAGCACAGCCUGAUAACGAGGAAAAGAACUCCUCAGAAGACGAUGUGGAGAAAGAGACGGCUGCUGCUAAAACCAAAGCACCCAAGAGGCGAACAACCAAGCGCAAUGCAGCGCCCCCUCCCCCAGCCAAGGUGGAUUUAAUCUCUCCUAUGCCCAGUCCGGCCAAGCCCACCCCGCGCACCACGAGGAGGCUGGUGGAGGAGAACGAUGCCCCAGCCUCCCGGAUGAACCUCCGACGCAAACGAGUGCUGGAGGCAAUCUUCCCCAAACCAGUCACCCGCAGGAAGAAACUAUGAUCGGAUGCCAAUUUAGCCCUGAACAAACUACAGCAUCAACUUGGAAUCUUACAGACUGUCAGAACUCAUAGGGUGAAUCUCCUCGUCUCCUUUCCUUCAACUGCCCUGAAUAAUAGGAUGGGGGGGGAAAGUAGUAAGGUGCCUGCUGGGUAUUUGCUUUUCAAUACACUAUAACACAGAUGAAGAAAAGGAGACAGAGGAAUCCAUUCUAGAGAUGCAACUGUGGACUGAACUCCUAACUUUACUCUGAGGAAACUAUUUUAUCCAGAUUUUCUUUUAACGGUUACAGCCUGGUUUUUUUUGUAUUUAUGACAGACAACCAGUGGAGAACAUUUUUAAAAAAUGAAUUAAGCAAAUUUAAUUGGAUAUUGAUCAAAUAAUUUUCUAUAAAUUAUUGUUAUGUUUACAGGGCGGAAGACUGGGGGACUUGAACACCAAGAAAGUGUUUUUUAUUUCUGGAGAAUUCUUAAAUUUCUAUAAAUUGAUGCGUAUGUAAAUAGUCUCUUUUGCCAUGUUAUGAAUAAAGUUGAAUACUUGUGAA